This is a messenger RNA of Rhineura floridana, 2530 nucleotides long. RefSeq names its product cytochrome c oxidase assembly factor 8. Gene Ontology annotation, biological process: intrinsic apoptotic signaling pathway. NCBI's taxonomy places the organism in Eukaryota, Metazoa, Chordata, Lepidosauria, Squamata, Rhineuridae. The transcript has 5 exons. The record is from RefSeq and is a predicted model, not a curated record. The coding region runs from base 141 to 770 and encodes 209 amino acids. Gene Ontology annotation, cellular component: mitochondrion.
GUCGGGUGCUUUUACGACGUUGCCGUAGAGCAGAACGGAAACAAAGCAGCCGUUGCCAGGUCUUGCUUGAGGGAUGAAGUAGGCCUUACUCUGCCGAUUACCACUGCCUUUUUUGCGCAUGUGCAAGGUUGGCUCUGGCGAUGGCAGCGGCUGCAGGUAGCCGCCUUGUCUUAGGCUGCGCAACGGCACCGGCGGCCUCACGCUGGUCUUGCGGACGGUUUUCCUCCUCGUCGCCUGUCUCGUCCCCCGGGGGGUUGCCGCGCGCUGAAAGACCUGAGAUGGGGGGUGUAUCCCCGCCCCCCGAAAGCCGGGCUUCAAAUUUUUGCCCUCCUUCACACUCUUGCCACGAUUGGAUUGGUCCUCCUCAUCGAUGUUCAAACCUCCGACCAGUAAUAUUUUAUAUUCCUAAACAUGAGUCCCCAUUGGAACGAAGACUUAGAGAGCUUAGACAGGAAACUCAGGUUUGGAAUCAACAGUUCUGGGCAAACCAGAAUAUAUCAUUUCAAAAGGAAAAAGAAGAUUUUGUUUGCUCCAAAUUGAAAGCCAAAGGUCUACAACUGAGAGAUGAAAAAGGCCAGAAAGUAACACUGAAUGCAGAAGAAAUGGCUGAAUUUUACAAGGUGUUUUUAAGUAAAAACUUCAAAAAACAUACAGCUUAUAACAGGGACUGGUACAAACGGAAUUUUACAAUCACAUUCCUCAUGGGACAAGUGGCAUUUGAGAAAGCUUGCAAGAGAUUUGGAUUGAAAAAGUCUAAAGCUGAAAACUAAGGUCAUAGUGCUGGGUAUACUUGGAAUAAGGCCUGAUAUAUUACUGAAAUCUAAAUUGCACGCAUGACCAUUUCUUAGAUUUUGACAUUUGAAGCUACACAAAUGCAAGUUGAGCUAUACUUCUCAUUGUACUUAUACCAAGCCAACUGCCAUUGUUUACACUACAGCAUCCUCCUAGUUGAAAGCUUACUUGGUGAGAUACGAAGUGUACCAAAGAAUGGAUUUUUGUGUGUGCGUGAUUUGUACAAUCUGUCUGUAUGCUCCAUUUUGUUCAUUGCCAUCUUGAUCUACAAGCUGGUACUUAUGUUCUAGUGUGGCUAUAUUUUGUAGUAAGAAACAAGACGGUAUAUGAGUUACACUUCAGGUGUAGUGGUGGUGGGGCUUCAGUUAUAGAUAGUUAGGACAAAGGCACAUGAUUAUGAUGAAUGCAAAAAUUCAUUAUUUCAAAUUCAUUUAGCUUUAAGAAAUUCCUAAAAGCAUAUUUGUAGGCACUUUUUUCAAGUUAGUUCUUUACCACUAGUUUAUAAUAUAACAACUUCUUAACACUCCUGGGCAUUAGAUAAACCAAUGGCAUUGUAUUACAUUGUCUGGUUGAUUAUUAAUGCUUUUCUCACCAGUGGCUUUGAACUACAUUGUGCUGAUUUAUUUAUUAUUAUUCCUUGUAUUCCUUCUGUCAAUCAUACUGUCAAGAAAGAUAAUGAAUUGAUAUGCCCAGAAAUGUAAGAUUGCUUCUAAAACAUCAGUUCAUAUUGGUAAUUACUUUUAGAUCACAUACUGCUCUCCCAAGCAUAAAUGAUAUGUCAAAUGAUUAUCCUAGAUUAACAUUGUAUGUUGAACCAGAAUCUUAUAUUGCAUGCUAAUUAGGCUAUGUCUAUAUAGAGCAUUAAUGUCCUUGUUUUAAGCAGCAUCCAGUCUCCAAAUUUCACUUAAAUCAGUGCACUGAAGGACACCAAUCCUUUGCAGUCAGAUGUGGUUUUAUACUAAAUUUGGUUUUUCAGGGAAGGCCACACUCUCAUCUUUUCUCCAUGGUUAAAUGACAAGGAGUGCCCUCUACAUACUUAUUCCUCAGGAUAUAAAGUUGAAGGAAGACAGCUUUUUCUGGAGCUUGCUUCUACACACUCAAGGUUUUCUCCCUUCCAGAUUUAUUGACGGGGCAAAACUAAUUCUUCUGAGGUUUUUGAGAUUUGUAUGAAUUCUUUCAGCUUACAUUGAGGCAUCCAUGAGUUCUGAAGAACAUCACCCAUAGGUUAUGUGUCAUUCUGCCCCCACCCCCAGUGGAAGGUCAUAUUAAUACGUUGUCAGUCCUUCAGGAUUUUCUGGAACAUUCCCAAGAACUAGGGCUGGGGCAGAUACACAGUCCUCAACACUAAAUACACACUAGCCUCGGUUUAACAACUGUGAGUGUGCUGUUCGGAUCACAUCCUUCUGAUCAAUCUGUACCUUUUCUCUUGUGCUCAAAUUUACCUCACAUUGCUUAACCAUGUUCUGGUGUUGUAUCUGACCACCUGAUCAUGCUAAACCCUGAUUUAAAUUACAACCUGUUUUCCUGAAAAUCUAGGUGUCUGGAUAUAUUUUUUGCUUUUUUGUGUAUACCAACCACUGUAUACUUGCUGUGCACCAAUGAUUCUACCCAUUUGUACGUUUUUGAAAGAUGGAUAAGUUGUCUUUGAAGCAGAGUAUGUAGAAAAAUGGUAUAUUAUUAAAGUAAUCGUUUUGACAUAUCAAAACCAUACUAAUGUAUAAAGAUCAUAUUCAUCUGA